UAGGGCACACUGUUUGUAUUUCUACAUUUGUUUUCCAUGAGACUCUGGAGCAUGAAUGUCUAUCAGAUGACAAGCUUUGACUGAAUUCCAGUCUGAUUGGUUCCGCGUCACUUCAGAAACCAGCUGGGCCAAAAGUGGCUGCUUAAUCGCCCAGUAUCCACGUUAGCUCCUCCUCCCAGAGCAGAAAACACCCACCCACAGUCAGCUGUUCCCUCAGUCGGGACUUCCCCGUCAGUGCUGCGGAUCCGCGCUGCUUUGGCAUUUCUUUGUAUUUUCAUAUUCGGAGAUUUUUUUUUUUUUUUAGAUAUAUUUGGAAUAUACUAAAGGCUCUCCAAUGGAACAAGACGAGCAGGUGAAACAUCUGCGUCCCACCACGGACUAUGGAGAGAGGUUCAGGCUCACUCUGACCACUCACAAGUCCUUUUUGGAACAAAGAUGGCGACGUCAAAUGUCAUUUCGACGCAUAGGACGUAAGGGGUGGAGCCCUGCGUGUCCCACACUGGAACGUACGGUCCCUUGUGACAUGCUGUUCUGUCAUACCGGUGCCCAGGUGGAAUUUCAUGCUCCAUCGACGGAUCUAAUGCUAAGGAAGUAUGGCUGUGAUGCCUUUGGUUCCCGCUGCACUCCUCUCGACUAUGGUUUUGGUCCCUGCGUUUAAAGAUAAACAUCACAGCUGGACAGAACGUCACUCUGCCUUGUCAAGCUCCAAACAACAACAAAAUCAUCAUAGUUAUGGAGUGGAGCAGACCUGAUCUGCAAGCGGAAUAUGUCCUUUGUUAUCGCGAUGAGCAAUUUGAUCUAGAAUACCAGCAUCCAUCUUUUAAGAACCGGGUGGACUUGCAGGACAGACAGAUGAAGGAUGGAGACGUGUCUGUGAUUCUGUACAAUGUGACGACUGCUGAUGCUGGAACAUAUGAGUGUCGUGUCAUCCAGAAAGAAACAAGCCGCAGGAAGAGAGCUCAUCUGGAUGGCAACCCCAUCAGCAUCAUCUACCUGAGUGUUGUUGAUCCUCCAGACAUAAACACCACAGCUGGACAGAACGUUAUUCUGACAUGUCGAGCUCCAAACUACAAUAUUAUAGUUGCAGAUUGGAGCAGAGCUGACCUGGGAUCAGAAUAUGUUCUUUUGUACCGGGAUGGACGUUUUGAUCCAGAAAACCAACAUCUAUCUUUUAAUGGUCGAGUGGAUCUGCAGGACAGACAGAUGAAGGAUGGAGACGUGUCUCUGAUUCUGAAGGAUGUGACGAUUAAUGACACUGGAACAUAUGAGUGUCGUGUUGCGAACAGAAGAACAAACCGUGGGAAAAGAGCUGUUUUGAAGAGCAACCCCAUCAGCAUCAUCUACCUGAGUGUUGUGGAUCCUCCAGGUCAGACAGGAGGAGACACAGAGGAUGGAGGGAAGGAGGAUGGAGGGAAGGAGGAUGGAGGACAUGGAGAGGAUGCAUCUGUUGGAUUGAAACUUGGCCUGUCAUUUUCUGCUUCGCUUGCUGCUGUUGCUGUUUUGUUUUUUAAUCUACAGAAGUUUUAAACAACAGAGUCGAGAUUCACAUCGUCCUUCUUCUGUACCGCUGUGUCUGAGAUCUUUCUACGGCCAAAGUCUGAAUCUCCUGUUUCUGAACACAGAGACAGAAAUCAAGUAAAAACAGACAACAAACUCUACUGGCUGUCAUACACGACACCCGUUUCAUCAGCACUGAGAGAGAGCAGCAGAACAUUUGGAGGCUGUUAAAUCUGUAUUUGAGUUUUGUUUUUAAAAACUGAGCAAACAGAAACAGGCCUUAAAGUUAUCGUAUUACUGAGGAGAAAGGGGGUGUGCUGCCACCUGUUGGUUGUAGUUUUUUUUACCGAUAGUCAC
This is a messenger RNA of Oreochromis aureus, 1854 nucleotides long. RefSeq lists its product as uncharacterized. NCBI's taxonomy places the organism in Eukaryota, Metazoa, Chordata, Actinopteri, Cichliformes, Cichlidae. Bases 733 to 1527 code for a protein of 264 amino acids. The record is from RefSeq and is a predicted model, not a curated record. The transcript is spliced from 4 exons.